Messenger RNA from Moneuplotes crassus, 1398 nucleotides. NCBI's taxonomy places the organism in Eukaryota, Ciliophora, Spirotrichea, Euplotida, Euplotidae. The record is from the annotation of a GenBank genome assembly.
CUCGGCUUGUAUGACUUGAGCUCCAGAGUUCACUAUGAAUAGCAUAACAGGCCUAUGUGAUGGUCAACAGUGAUCCUCAGGUAAGUUUAGAGUGAAGAAUUGAGUUUUUGGUUAAGGUUGGGAAGGAUAGGAAAGAACUUAUUCUAGCAAUUUUAGGUCAAUUUUAUUCGAAAUCUGCAAAAUCUUGUGUUGAUUGUGGAGCCAGCUGAUCAUAUCAAUGAGCAUAUCAGAAAAGUUGCUAUACUUGUUCACCUGGAGAGUAUUUUGAUUUAGACACAUUCUCGUGUGUCUCAGUGUGUGAUCUAAGCACUCAGGUUGCUAUUGAUGAUACUAAGUUAGGCGGAAUUCCUCUUUGUAGAAGCUUUAAUUAUUACGUCAAUCCACUAAGCGAUAGUACUACAGAGUUAGGAACUUUAGAACAUCCUUACAAAGAGCUGAAUUCUGUGUUUUUAGAACUGUUCCUCUUUCAUUCCCAUUCAGAUAGGCAAAUUACGAUCAAUUUGUUUGAAGACACUACAAACUAUGUGAAAGAAGGAACUUAUUUAAUUGAGUUAAAUAAAGUGACGAUAAGGUCUUAUCCAAUUGGAGAAUCUAAGAUGCGAAAAGCAAAGAUUGUCGGAAUUGAGAAAGAAAGCAACAAAGCUCCAUCUUUGUUACCUUCAAAGUUUAUUUUAUUGAGCUCCUCUGUAGUCGAUUAUUUGAGCGAGAUUUCAGCAGAUUCUCAAAUUUCUCCUGAAGAUAAAGAUUUGGUACUGAAUCUAGGAAACGGUAUCUUGUAUUGAUUUAAGACCAGCCUCCAGCUUGAUGACUUGUACAUAUCUACUGAGUACUCAAGCAUUGGCAUCAGCAAAGUAUUUUUGAAUCCUAUCCAACUGUUGGAAAGGAAAAUUUCAGUAGCAUCCUCAAAAAUUUUGCAUGAAGGAAGAUUCUUACACAGUUCCCAACAAAUGAGUUUAGAAGUGAUCAAUUCUGAAUUCGAUUUAUAUAAGUCUAAGGGAGGUUUCAAUCUCGUGCUUUCAUGCAUACAAGGACAGGAGAAGCUGCCAAUCUCGACUCAUAUUUCAAAUUCGAAGUUUUACUUCUCUCAAGAUCCUCCUGAUAGUUUGACAACAAAUUUUCCUCCAUUUGUACAGAAUGGUGGGCAUGAUGUCUUUGUAGAGAAUGUUACUCUGAUGUUUUAUGGAGAUAGUGGAGCAAAUGGCUUCAAUUUCCUACUGAGGCCAGAUCAAACAUGAGACUCUGUAGAUAUGACACAGAGGACAAUCAGCCUCAAAGAUAUUAGAAUUGACAGUGAUCCUUCUUGGGGAUAUGAACCCGAAGAUAUGUACUUUGGAGUACAUUUGAGGUAAAUCAGAGAUUAAAUUUGAGCACUCAAUUGAGUCUCUUUACCCAGGAAAA